AUGGCCGCACUGCGCCGAACCUUCCACGUGCUGCGCCUGGUGAUGGGGGCGCCACGCAUCCUGGCGGGCUCCCUGGCCGGUAGCUGCCUGGCGGACCGUUGCCUCUGGGAUCAGCUCCACACCACGUUGUGGCUGGGCAGCGUACCCACCUUCGACUGGUUCUUUGGAUAUGAGGAAGUCCAGGACCUCCUGCUGCCAUUCGUGCAGGAGGCACGGGCUGCCUGUCCUCUGCGGGUCCUGGAUGUGGGCUGUGGGACCUCCAACCUGUGCACAGGCCUGUACACCAAAUCCCCACACCCAGUGGAUGUGCUUGGAGUGGACUUCUCUCCCGUGGCAGUGGCCCACAUGAACAACCUCCUGGAUGGUGGCCAAGGCCAAGCACCUCUGUGCCCUGGGCACCCUGCCUCCCGGCUCCAAUUCAUGCAGGCUGAUGCCCAGAACUUGGGGCCUGUGGCUUCCUCAGGCUCUUUCUAGCUAUUGCUGGACAAGGGAACCUGGGAUGCUGUAGCCCGGGGAGGUCUACCUGGGGCUCACCAGCUGCUGUCAGAAUGCCUGAGGGUCCUAAGCCCCCAGGGGACCCUGAUUCAAUUCUCAGAUGAGGACCCUGAUGUCCGGUUGCCAUGCCUGGAGCAAGGGUCCAAUGGCAGGACUGUGACUGUGCAGGAGUUAGGCCCUUUCAGGGGCAUCACCUACUUUGCUUACUUGGUUCAAGGCUCUCAUUAAAGAGAUUUCAGU
Molecule: messenger RNA, 735 nt
Organism: Carlito syrichta (Philippine tarsier)
Lineage: Eukaryota; Metazoa; Chordata; Mammalia; Primates; Tarsiidae
Gene: CSKMT
Product: methyltransferase like 12
Exons: 2
Source: RefSeq, a predicted model, not a curated record